AUGAACGGCGACGCGGGCCUGGUGGGCUGCCUAGUGGAUAGGUUGACCACGAGACUCCCCCACCGCACCGGCACGCCAACACAAGACCUAUCCCAGGAUGACAUCGUCUCCAUCACCCGCGCCUCGCUGGUUAAGAUCAGCGCCUCAUCCAUCAGCCUUAUCCUCGAUGCUCUCCUGACUCUCCUCGAGGAACUCAACCGUCCUUACAAGACCGUACAUGCCCACCCACCCCAUGUGCUCCUCUCGGAACUCUAUGUCGUCGAGCUCAUCGCGGACUGCUGUGCCAGCAAUUGGUAUCGUAAGAAGGGUCCUGGCGACAGACCGGGCCCUGCCCCCAAUCCCGAUGGCUCACUCUCGCCUUCGCAGCGAGCCACCUUCCCUCCUCCGGAACCACUCAGCGACAUACAGCUCGGCCGCAUGUUCGAGGUCACCAAGCAGCACAUGCGGGCGCCGUCGAAAGCCAACGUCAAGCUCAUCGUUGAGUACGUAACGGCGUCAACAUGGACCGCCGGCUUCGAGUUCUUCCGCAAUGUCAUGUACGCGGCGCGUAACAUACCCAAUCAGGGGGCCGCCGUAGCUCCGAGCUCUACCGCUGCCGAUGAUGAGCGUGCCGCGCUUGUCAUGCUACGCCUCGUCUCGUUUUUUUGGGCUGACAGUCAGAAGCUGAGUCUCGUCGUGCAAGAGCUCUGCUCCAGCUUCCUGCACUACCGAAAGUCCUUCCAGAACACCAUCGCCGUCGUCAUGCCGCAGAUCAUCACCCGCUGGUUGGACAGGUACCCAGCCGAAUUUGUCCAAUUGCACUCCAUGACCAGUCCGAAGCGCCGCGAUAACGCCCCCGAUACUCUGUUCGACAUGACCUUGACAAUUGGCGAUAACGGACGCCGCAAGGGCAUGUUUCCGAUGCAGAUGACACUGCUGUUCCUCCAGCCGGAUGUCUUUGAGGUGGCCAGCAACAUGCGCGAAUCCAAGGGGGCUAGUAUUGCUAAGAAAGUACAAUUCCUUGAUGGACUCAGAAAGGCCCUCAGAAACCGGAACGAGCAAGCCGCCUUUUGUCUCGUGCUGCUGCUCAGGGCCGCGCGGCAUUUUGAUGCCGAGAGCGACUCGGCACUGAUGAGCUACGCCAUGGAUGUACAGGACGAGGUUCGGGACGCCGUUUUCCGGCGGUUCACGCCCGGCGCAGAGGCUGUGUUGUACGAGCAGGACAUCAUGACCGCCGCGUUUGUGUCGCUGCUGCAUCUCAAUUUUGAACACUCGGUCGAGUCUCUCGCAGUGUCCUGUCUCUCGUCUUCGGCGCCGCACAGCUUCAAGAUUGCCGUUGUCCAGGCGUGUGCCCACUUUGCGCGCUUGGAGAACAACCAGAAAUAUCAGCCCCUGUUUAGCACCGCCAUGGCCGUCCUCCUUGCCGACGGAUACAUCGAAGACCACAGCGCCCAGCGCAACGCUGUGGAGAGCCCCCCGUCAAUCAGCAUGGUGUGCAAUAUCUUGAGCUUCCUCGAUGCCUCGCCAAUGACCCUCUUCGAGGGCCCGCCCGCGGACGAGGAGGAGCGAGAUCAGUUCUACGAAGAGAAUCUGGGCGCACUCAUAUCGUGUAUCAUCGCCGCUGAUGAAUCCGUCAGGCGGCUGGCGACGGGCGUUGCCAAAAGGUCGCUCAUUCUCAUCUCCAUCUGUGACAAGGCUAGGUUACCCUGCACGGCUGAGACGCUCAGAUCUAUCAACGGGUAUCUUGGGUCAAGACUGCUUCUCUUGACAUCGAUCCCGGUACAUCAUUACUCCCUUCAAGCUCAUGUGGCAGAUUUGCUAACCCCCGAGCAGGAACUGGGCCACACUUCAGACGACAUACCCGAGCGAACUGCUGCAUCAAGCAAGCUAGAGAGGCUAUUCCUAGUCUCGCUCUGCUCAGCGGAUAUGGAAGCUUGCCAAACCGUCAUUUCCUGCAUCAGCACCUUCCUCGACGAAUGCCGCCUCAUUGACACUGCUCCGGCAACGGCAAAAUCAUCCUUGACUCUCCUUCGCAAUGGCGAAAUCUUUGGCGAGAUCUCAUCUCGUGACUUCAGGUUCACCGGGAUCGUGGCAUUUCAGAAGAGGGUUAGGGCCCUCUUAAGACGCAUGCAGUACCCCAGCGCCGGUAUUCUCGACGCCUGGGAGUUUGUCUUUGACAAGUGGCUCCAUCUUUCCAUGGAGAUUUCACAAGCGGGCGCCGGCCAAGCCGUCACAGAAAGGAUGGUGGCUGAGUGGCGGAACUAUUCGGGCUUUCUCGCCUCGUUGGGAGGCAUCUGUACCGCCGAGCAGGCCACCAACCUUGAGGAGCCUGCUAUCAGCGGGCUGAAAUGGAUCGACCGUCUGUCGUCCGGAAACCACGAAGAACCGCUCCUGACGCGCUACCUUAGGCUAAGCAUUCAGCUGCUGGCGUGCGCUAACGUCCGCGUCCGCGAGACUAUGAGGGAGGUCCUCUCCUCCGAAGUACCACCGUCCCUGUUCCAACCCCUGUUCAAGGCGCUUGAGACGGAACUCGAUGUGCUCUUCGCCGGUGCUCUUGAGCCGAGUAUCAAAGGUCAGGAUAACGACAUCAUCUUUGCGGAGCAGUCCUCUUCGCUCCUGAAGGUCCUCGUUGAGCGACUCGACACGCCAUCGGAUCUCGGCGCCGCAUCGACUCUCCACCUCGGCGGCCUCUGUCUCAAUUUUGCCAAAAGCCUUGACGGCGUCGCCGAGACACCCAACAGCCUCCGCGUGAAGAUCAAGAUUUGCCAGCUCGUCGAAGCGGUGACAAAACGUAAGGAACAGCUUAACUUGCGCGAUGAUGUGCGUAUCCGCAACCAGCUGCUCGAGUACAUCUUUCGUUGGAUCGCUCGGCCGCGCUCUCCCCGCGAUUCCGCGCCUACUGCGGGCGGCCGCCAGGACGAGAUGCUCCGCGUCCAGCGCGAUCUUGACAAAGCCUGUCUCCGCUCCCUUUCCACACUUACCUUCAGGCUGCCACUCCAGCCGGGCGACGGGCAGACCGAUGUCGGCACCAGCGAGCUCAAGUCGCAGAUGUUCCAUCAGUACUUCAACCGCUUCCUAUCGCUCCUUAAUAUAGAUUCGAAUGGGCCGGACUUGGGUCGCGUGGGUGAUCCUCAUGGCUACCAUGGUAAUUAUUAUCUUGGUUCUAGUGGCAGCGGACCCGGAGCUACGUCCGAGGCAUCGAUGUCGGACCUCGCCAUCACGAUCCUGUCCAAUCUCCUCAGCGCCAAUAUUGAUGUCGGCCUCAAGCAUUCGCUGAGCAUAGGAUACCACGAGAACCCGGAUAUCCGGACCGCGUUCGUCAGGGUUCUGUAUAAUAUCCUUAUUCAAGGGACUGAGUUCAACAACCUGAGCGAUGCUGCCGUGAAUGAGAAGUAUGAUAAGCUGUUGGAGCUUCUUGCGAGUGACCCGAGCUUGGCUGCAGCCAUGAGCGCCGUCUGCCCCAGUCAUGAGGUGGAUGAGCUCACCAUCUCCCUAUUGAAUAUUUAUGAGUCGAGAGGAUCAUGUUACGUGCUCCUCGAGGCCCUGAUUAAGCAGGAGAUCGAGGAAACAGAUAACGAGUCUGAGCUCCUGCGCCGAACAUGCGUGGCCACCAAAAUGUUGACCAUCUACGCCAAGUGGAAAGGUGUCGACUACCUUAAGGACACGCUGCAGAAUGUCGUUGAGCGGCUCAUGAUGACGUCCAAGGACCUCAGUCUGGAACUUGACCCGGCCAGGGUCAGCUCUCCAGAGGAGCUGCAAACCAACGCGAACAAUCUUCAGAUAGUGGCACGGGUGUUCAUCGACAAUAUCUGCGGCUCGACGUCAAGCAUGCCGGCCUCGUUUCGCCAGAUUUGCAAUAUCAUCUCGGAAGCGGUCGUGGAAAGAUUCCCCGAUGCCAAGUACACCGCCGUGGGGGCCUUUAUCUUCCUACGCUUCUUCUGCCCGGCGAUUGUUGCUCCCGAGGCCGAGGGCUUGGUGGCAACUCCGCCUUCGAAGGAAAUGCGCCGUGGGCUGCUACUUAUCGCCAAAGUCAUCCAAAACCUGGCAAAUAACGUUCUCUUUGGCGCUAAGGAGCCGUACAUGUUUCCGCUGAUUGAUUUCCUGACUAACAAUAUCUACAAAGUCACGACCUUCUUGCGAGAGAUCUCGGUUCCGCCAACUGCCGUGGACACGAUCGGUAGGGGAGAAUCGUUCGAAUUUGGCUCUUGCGUGGCCCUCCACAGGUUUUUAUACGAGCACUGGGACCACGUGCGCCAGCGGUUAGCCUCCAAGGAGAAGAGAGAGUUCGUGCGGUCGCCGGCCGAGUCGACAAGGAGCCGGACGCCCGUGAUUGAACCGCUGAGGAACCUCAUCAUGAACCUGGGCCCACCGCCUCUAGCCGUGACGUGGAACCGACCACAAAUCUCCGGGAACAGCCCGCCGUCUUAUUCGAGAUUCCAGGACUUCAUGCUCCGCAACGCCUUCCGGAGCGCUGAGUCGUUCCUCACAGCCCGCGCCGUUUACGACGGCGGCGAGAGCAAGGACGGGCUAUCCAUAAUCUGCAUUAUUUUGCGCAACAUCGACGCCGAGUCUAUCGACUAUGACACUUUGAUUUACUGCUACCUCAAGAUUGCCAGCCGGCUGUGGCAUCGGCCCUUUGGUCUCCUCAUCGACUCGACGUAUUACAGCGGGCAAAACGAACCCAAGGACGAGUUAUUCCACAAGCUAGAACUGCUCACACCACGGGAAUUGUCCCGGCAACUGACGCGCAUAUACGUCUACAACAUGAAUAGCGCGUCGAAGAAGUGCCUCAGGCGGAUCCUCCGGGUUGCCUCCAAAUCCGAGACCAGCGUGUUUAGCCCGGCGAAUGUGCAGUACAAUCUCAUGGGGAGCCUGCAAGACCUGCAGUCGCACUUCCAUCUCAGCCAGCUGCAUCUUCCUAAGGAGACCAUCAGCGUGGUGACGGACACGCGCUAUGUGUUCCACCCCAUCACCCGGCUAUCGAAGUCCAAGGGCAAGGUCGAUGUCAUCAUCAAAGUCGGCAAUCAGUUUGUGCAGGUCACCACGACCAAGAAGCAGGAGGUACCUGGCCUGCGCAUGAGCACGACGGUCAACGACAUCUUCCGGCUCGGCGAGGUCGACGAAGCGCCCACCUCGAUCCAGACAGAGGGUGACUCAGCAUUCGGCCUCAGAGCCGACAACGGCAGAAUUGUCAUGUACUUCACGAGCGCUUUGAAGGGCGAAGUCCUGCAGGCCAUCCGUGCCGCAAAAACCAAAUAUGCUAAGGACACUAGGGCGACAAAGUCGUUUGAGCGGCUUAUCCGACCGCAGGACGUACCAGGGACGCUGCUGAACCUGGCUCUGACUAACCUUGCCACCCCUGACGCCGUCUUGAGGUUGUCGUCGUAUAACCUGCUCAGUGCGCUGUGCAAGGCGUUCAAGUUCUCGGCCGCGUCCAAGCUUUUGAGUACGAGGGAAAUCUCGGUGCCGAUGGACCCGUCGCGGUUCAUAAUCAAGAUCAGCAAGAGCCUGGCGCAGACCGAACCACAGCUGACGGCGGAUUUUCUCAAUGAGUUCUUCGUCGGGUGGGAUAGCUUCUUGGACGAGCAAAAGCCCCUGAGCUUGGCGUACAUGGCGCCCUGGAUCCCUGGGCUACGGACGUCAUUGCUAGCGGGCGAGGUUGAGAGCGACAAGGCGAGAGAGAAGAUCGCCGCGUUGUUUAGGAAGCUGAUCGAUGUCGCCCUGUCAGACCUGACGCUGACAUUCGCGCUGGAACAGUCGGUUUGGCCGGUCAUUUACCAGGAUGAGGUGUUGUUGGAUAUCUUCCUUGACGAGAUCAUCAAGACGGCUCUCAACCAUGGGUUCGAGGACGACCAGACUGAAACGUUGACUUCGAUCACCAACGCCAUCGGUACGAUUACCCUGAGAGGAAAGGUCAUCUCGCGCCUGCGGAAAGCACUUAAUCGGUCGUCGCUCCGGGCGACCAAGGCCCUGCCCGACAAUGCGGUCUGGGACGAGAUCUGCGUGCUGCUGCAGUUCUGUCUGGCGCUGUCGUUCGAUAGCGGCAUUCAGGCACAAAUGUACCUGCCGGAGAUCUUCCACGUCGUCACGAUGCUUGCGAACACGGGCAUGCCGGAUGUCAGGGUGGCUGUCCACCGGCUGCUGAUUAACUCGAUUCACUCGGCGUGCACCUCCUUUUCCCUCGACGAGGACAGACUGACCAAGUUGAGGGCAACGCUCGAGACGCUGUCGGACCCGAAAGGCGACAUUUUUGUCAACACGGUCACCUUCAUGCGCGAUGGUGCGUCCAUCUCGACGAAUCAGGAGGCCGGUCCGACGCUGGCCGCGACGGAGAACCUGGCUACGAUUCUUUUUGAAACAUGCGCCGUUGCAGCGCCAUCCGUCGAUAUGGCGAAUGCCUGGCGCUCGAGGUGGAUGAGCCUGGUCGCGAGCACCGCCUUCCAGAACAACCCCGCCAUCCAGCCCCGGGCCUUUACUGUAAUGGGCUGCCUCGCACGUGAGGAGGUUGAUGACGACCUGCUUUACCAGGUUCUUGUUGCGCUGCGCAACAGUGUGGGCCGCUUCGCUGAGGACAGCAAUAGCGAUAUGCUCGUCGCUAUCGUCACCUCCUUAUCCAAGAUGAUGGCCAAGCUGCCGUCGGCCUCCCGCUACGGCUUGCAGCUCUUCUGGUUGGCCAUCUCGCUGCUGCGGCUGGUACCGUCUAACCUGUUCAACUGCACCGCCAUGUUCCUCGAAGCAGUGCUCACGAACAUCAGCACGACCGGCGACAUGCGCGGUGGCGGCGACAAGGUGGUGCCCUACCUACUCCAAGGCCGGAACCAGCUCGAGGAUGCUGCCCUGCCGCUGGAUGACGCCUACGGGAUCCACUUCAACAGCGAGAACUUCCACUACGCCGCGUGCGCGUGUCUAGUGAGGGGGUUGACGGACAGCGUCACCAAGACCACCGCGCUGCGGGUCCUGUCCUCAUUCCUGGAAAUGACCAUUCCCAUGAAGACCAACCCCGGCAGCGCCUCAACCAGCCGAGGCGAACGCGACAUCCACGACCUCGCCGCGUCGCCGUACAUGAUACUCAUCCUGGCGCGGGCCGCCUCGGUCGACGAGCUGCGCGAGCACCUCUGGGCGGCGGGCAUCAACGUCAGCCUCUCGGGCGUGUCGGACCCGGCAGUGCUGCGUGCCGAACAGGAUCUGGCGCGGCUGAAGGACAAAGACCUACUACUCAACACGGCCAUCGAGCUCGUCGACUUCCAGUACCUCGAGGACGCGGUGCAGAAUCGUAGUUUGCAGUGGCUCAACCGUAUUGCGCAGGGCCGGCCGGCCGUUGCGAUGCAUCUAUGUGCCCCCAUCAUCUCCCUCCUCGACGACAUCCUGCUGCACUGCCAGUCGUCAGCGACGCUCGAGUCGGCACACGCGCUACUGCAGACGCUGACGUCCAACCCCCGGUUUUCGGCCUCGUCGCUCGACGCGUCGGCCGCGGCGCUCAAUGACACCCUCGACGACCUCGGCUUUGCCGGCCUCUGGCGCAGCUGCUCGUUCAAUCUGGCACAGGAACAGCAAGAUCGAACGUGUUUUGGAUUGACGGAAAAGUUGAUUGAGCUCAUCAUUAUCUGA
This is a messenger RNA of Chaetomium globosum CBS 148.51, 7587 nucleotides long. RefSeq lists its product as uncharacterized. The transcript is spliced from 11 exons. Gene Ontology annotation, biological process: regulation of GTPase activity. The record is from RefSeq and is a predicted model, not a curated record. Lineage: Eukaryota; Fungi; Ascomycota; Sordariomycetes; Sordariales; Chaetomiaceae. The coding region runs from base 1 to 7587 and encodes 2528 amino acids.